AUGGGCACUCAUAGGCUGCACUGAUGAGCAGUGGCAGGCUCCACUGAUGGGCACUGAUUGGCACUGAUGAGGCUGCACUGAUCCAUGGGCGGGCUGACAACUCAUGGGGCCCCCGGGCAAUACGGGAUCAUGGGGCCCCUGUUUCCUUGCCCAAACUCAAAAAAGCCUAUGAAAAAGGUACCAGGGGCAUCUCAUGGGGCCCCCUACUGACCCCGGGCCCUCGGGCAGUGCCCGAGUUUCCAAAUGGUCAGUCAGCCCCUG
Molecule: messenger RNA, 261 nt
Organism: Staurois parvus
Lineage: Eukaryota; Metazoa; Chordata; Amphibia; Anura; Ranidae
Source: the annotation of a GenBank genome assembly